Molecule: messenger RNA, 7167 nt
Organism: Megalobrama amblycephala (Wuchang bream)
Lineage: Eukaryota; Metazoa; Chordata; Actinopteri; Cypriniformes; Xenocyprididae
Gene: urgcp
Product: interferon-induced very large GTPase 1
Exons: 7
Coding region: 291-6524 (2077 amino acids)
Molecular function (GO): GTP binding
Source: RefSeq, a predicted model, not a curated record
UUAAAGUUUCAUUUUUACCAGUUCAACCUGAUUAGUUCAAUGACCAUCAGUCUAAAGUUAGGUAUUAACCAGAUUUGUUCUAAGAUUUAGAGAGAUUAAGAUAAUCAGAAUGAGCUACGUAGUUGAGAGGUUGGAUCUUUAUGAUUGUAUGAGGCUGUCUGAGAUUCUCUUAGUAAGGAUUUGAUCACCCUCUGUCUUCAUAGUGUGUCAUUUUUUUAAGUGUUUCAGUUUUUUUUAAUCCUAUUGACUUUCAAGCUGGAUUCCAGUUGCUGAACAACAGUCAUAUAAUUAUGGAUCAAGAUACAGAAGAUAAUGAAAUGGACACCUCUCCAGAUUCAUAUAGAGAUUCAGAUUGCAUCAGUCCUUCAGUCACACAUCAAUAUCUGGAUGACAUCAUGGAAAAUCCUCGGGAAACAAAUCAAGAACCAGAGGAUGUCUUGGGGAAUCUUCCAGUGACACAUGAUGAAAAAACCCUAAACAAAGACAAUUAUGAACCAGUUGUGACAGAUUCAACAACUAAAGUAGAAUUGCAACCAUCUCCACUUCCUUUCACAUCACUUGAUCAAGACCCUGGAUCAAAGACCUCAAAUAAAGCACCUGAGAAUACAAGUCAUAUAAUUAUGAAUCAAGAUACAGAAGAUAAUGAAAUGGACACCUCUCCAGAUUCAUAUAGAGAUUCAGAUUGCAUCAGUCCUUCAGUCACACAUCAAUAUACAGAUGACAUCAUGGAAAAUCCUCGGGUAACAAAUCAAGAACCAGAUGAUGUCUUGGGGAAUCCUCCAAUGACACAUGAUGAAAAAACACUCAACAAAGACAAUUAUGAACCAGCUGUGACAGAUUCAACAACUAAAGUAGAACUGCAACCAUCUCCACUUCCUUUCACAUCACUUGAUCAAGACCCUGGAUCAAAGACCUCAAAUAAAGCACAUGAAGAAUACAAGGAUAAUGUGAAGCCAGUAGAAGAAGGGAGUAACCUGGAACCAGACUGUAAUCCAAACACAAUUACAGUACAUGUGUGCUCAGGCUUUAAUGAUUCAUCUCAGAGCAAUAAGGAUCACAGUGAUCCCGAUUUGACUGUUGCAUUAUUUGGAAGCUCCGAGGCAGUCCAGUUUGGAUGUGACAACAUUCUACUUGGAGAGAAACAAUUCUGUAUAAAAAAUGCAGAAUUCCCUGAGAUCAUUCCAUUACAAAGGAAGAUAUCGGAACAUCAUGUCUCUGUGAUCAACAUGAUUGGCUCACAUGAGACUGAUCUUGAACCUGUUAUUGGUCAAAUACUGAAUGAAAUCCAUGCCUUCAUCUUUGUUGUGCGACUCGGACAGUUGACAGAUGAGGAUAAGAUGGGUAUUGAAUGGCUACAGAGAAUAUUUGGUGACAGAGUUCUCCUCAUUAUUCUCCUCACCUAUGAGAGAGGGGAAGAAUGUGACACUAUAAUAGAUGACUUGAAGAACAACUCUGUUCUGGAGCAGCUGCUGGAGAAAUGUGGAGGAAGAUAUCACACCUGCAGCAAGAACAUGAACAACCAAUCAGAGAUGAGAGAAUUGAUUGACAAGAUUAAGAGUCUGUUCACUGACAAUAAUCAGCAGUUCCACACCAGAGAGAUGUACACACCUUCAAGAGGCUUGAAAAACAGUGAAGGUCAAAGUGGUUCAGAAACAGAAGCCAAGAUCGGUGAGAAUGACACACAUCCAUCGGGGACCUUGGCACUACAAACUGAUAAACGUGACAAACAAAAGCUAGGUGCUAUGCAACUCAUCAACAGGAUUCAUCUUGAAGGCAAACAGCUAAACCUGAGAACUGUAGAUUUCCUUAAGCCAGUUGUACAAUCACAGUCCCAAGAGUCUUUUGCAGAGGAGGAGCUGGCUUCAGUUUUUCUACAAAAAUUGAUGAUGAUGGACUACAGAGCAAGAUGCCUCCAGAUUAAAGAACAACAUCACACACAACAAACAAAGAAUGACUCGUCUGAAGAUGUUGGCGAUGCCUUUGCUAAUAUUUUUGGAGAAACUGCUAAACCCUCUGAUGAAACAAACAAAUUAGAUGCUGUCCACUUGAUGGAUGUUCAGCUGGCAGUGUUUCAUUGGGCUGAUAGUUUCCUAAAGCAGCUCAUGGUGACUAAACUCUCACAGUGUCAGUAUGCUCUGCCUCUGCUUGUACCAAAUCCAUUCACACAACAGAUUGAGUUCCCACUCUGGACAUUUCGACAAAUCAACAAGAGCUGGAAGACAACUGAUGACAAAGGUAAAAUCUGUAGCAAAUUCCAGCCAGUCUACAAGGCAGAAACUCCAAUGGUGGCUUUCUUCAGGUUUGGCCCUGUGGCCUCCAAGUCUCAACUGAUGAACAGCCUGAUCAAUGAAAAACACAACACCUUCUUCCACAGGAACUGCCCAGGCAGCAGCAGAACCAGAGUCCUGAUGGAUGGACUGGUGGAGAUCGCCUGGUACUGUCCCUCUGGAGAGAAAACAGACAGAUUUACUCAAUGUGUUGCAUUCUGUAACCUCCAUGGUGAUGCAGGAGCCAAUGAGAAGCAGCUGGAUAUCCUGACUGAAAUGGCCUCUGUAAAUGUUGCUAUUUUACCACAACUCGGCAAGAAUGACAAAAGCAUGACCAAGAUCCAAAACUUCUACAAGGACUCGAAGCCACUCAUCUGCCUCCUUACUGAUAAUGAUUCCGCUCUCACAGAAAUGAGAGAAGGGAAAUACAAAAUUGGUUUAAAAGACAGAAAUCAGUCAGCUGUAUUUGAAGAAAUCAGAAGAGCUAUAAAUAAUGGGCUCUUGUCUUUUAAAUCAUUUCCCAUUUUCAAGCUUGAAGCCGUGGCCAAGCACUCCGGUAUCAGAGUAGACGAGGACAAUGAUGAAGACCUCAGGAGUGGAAAAGAGUCAGCACAGCAGAUGAUGAGAUUACUGCAGGGUAAAGAUCUGACUGAAAUCAAAGAAUCAAUUUUGCCAUUGCAGGGAAAACUGUGGCAUCAAUGGUGUGAGAAGAAUAAAGAACUUCAUCGACCAACAUUAGGAGAGAUGUAUAAGGGGAGCAACAUAGAAAAAAGCAAAAGUUCUAAGCAAUCAGAAAUGCUAAAAGUUCGUGAACAGCAACAAACAUCAGUCUUAAGCGAGUUUAUCAAAAUCUUCAUUCAAAACCUGAAUUCACCAGUAGGAAAUAAGGUGUCAUAUUUUCUCAAAUGGCUGGGCAUCCUGCUGGAUGACUACACCGCUGAAAGUCUUUCAGCCCUUCUUCAUGAGUAUGAUAAAAAAUGGUCAACAGUCCUAAAUCUUAAAAAGAAACAUGAUAAAUCACAGCAACUGGCAGCUGCACAAGUAGAACUUGAGACAGUAUCAGAGAAACUACAAGCAGCAACCUUUGGCGUGGAGCACAUACUGAGAGAGAUCGGUCAGAUUUACGAAUCAUGUUCAUCUGUUAAAAGGCACAAUCGAGACCUGACGUUUAACUUCUCUUCUCUUCCGAGUAUUGCAGCACAGAUGAUGAUGUCUGGAUUUCCACUGGAGCUGAUGGAUGGUGAUGCUGCCCAUGUUCCUCUGAUCUGGGUUACUGCAGUUCUUGAUGCACUCAUCCACAAACUGGGAGACAAGAGAGUCUAUGUGUUGUCAGUUUUAGGGAUUCAGAGCUCUGGGAAAUCCACUAUGCUGAACGCCAUGUUUGGACUGCAGUUUGCUGUCAGUGCUGGCAGGUGCACCAGAGGAGCUUUCAUGCAGCUGGUCAGAGUGUCAAAAGAGAUGAAAUCACAGCUGAAGUUUGACUACAUUCUAGUUGUUGAUACUGAGGGACUUCGUGCCCUAGAACUGGCUGGAAGGUCGACAAGAAAUCAUGACAAUGAAAUGGCCACAUUUGUUGUUGGUCUCGGAAAUAUGACACUGAUCAACAUCUUUGGAGAAAACACAGCCGAGAUGCAGGACAUUCUUCAGAUUGUUGUUCAAGCCUUCAUGAGGAUGAAGAAGAUCAGGCUGAAUCCAGGCUGCAUGUUUGUGCAUCAGAAUGUUUCAGAUGUUACAGCCGGAGAGAAAAACAUGGAAGGAAGGAGACGACUGCAGGAGAAACUGGAUGAGAUGACGAAACUCGCUGCUAAAGAAGAAGACUGUGAUACAGAGUUUUUCAGUGAUGUCAUUACAUUUGAUGUUCAGACUGAUGUGAAGUAUUUUGCACAGCUGUGGGAAGGCAGCCCACCAAUGGCACCACCAAAUCCAGACUACAGCAGAAAUAUUCAGGAGUUGAAGGACACAAUUCUCUCAAAAGCUUCUACAUCUAGCGGCAUUACGCUGUCUCAGUUUAAAAUGCGUAUUAAAGAUCUGUGGAAUGCACUGCUAAAUGAAAGCUUUGUGUUCAGCUUCAAAAACACACUUGAGAUUGCAGUAUACAGAAAACUAGAAACUAAGUACAGCGACUGGACAUGGACCCUCAGAAGCGCUAUGUUGAGCACUGAAGACAAAUUCUACAACAGAAUUGCCAAUGGAAACAUUAAGGUUCAGGAUAAUGACUUAUUGGCUGACAUGAGGAUGACAAAAGAGCAGGUCGAAAAAUCAAUGAUGUCUUACUUUGAGGAGGACAAAGACAAAGAAAUUCUGUGUCAGUGGCGAGGAAGAUUUGAAACCAGAAUCAAAGAUCUUCAUGAUGACCUUGUGAAGGGAACAAAAAGAAAGUUAGAUGAAGCAAUUGAACAGAAAAAAGCCAGGGAGAAGCUGGAUCAAAGAAGGACAGAGUAUGAAAACAAGCUUUUCAGUCGGAGCAAGGAACUAGCUUUGAGACUGAAAGAUACAGGAACAGAUGAAAAGAUGCUGAGCAAGGAGUUUGACAAAAUGUGGAACAAAUGGGUCACUGAAAUGACUGAAGAUACUCCUCCACUGGAAGACCUGAACUUCUGGGAGGAUGUGACUCAAAUCUUAUCUGAAAAUCAGGAAUUGACUCUUGUAAAUGAGCGGUUAUAUCAGAAAGACUAUGAACUGAUAGACAUCCGGAAUGAUUAUUGUGUCUACAUGAGACUAAAGAAGCAUCUAGAGCAUUCUGAUGAAGCUGAAUCUUCAGAGGAAGCUGGUGAGAGCAAAAGCAAGGGUGGAUUACUGAAGCGGUUUGGUCAAAAAAUUAUGUCAGGUAUAGAAUAUAUUACAGGGACUCAAAAGCCACCAGAGAAUAUGGACCUAAAUGCUGAAUGUCAUUACUCUAUAAGGCGUCUGACUCAAAAAAUUAUUCAGGACACUGAGAAAAUAAUGAAGAAGUCACCAGUUGGAACACGAGGCUACAGUGACAGUUAUAUUCAGGAAAUAACAGACUGUGUUCAAAAGUCAAUAAAGCAACAUGAAUCUGUGAGUCAAAAAUACACUUUGAAAAAAGAGUUUACCAUAGAUCUCAGUCUUCACGUGUGUGACAUUGCAAGACAGAAGUUUACUGAACUCCACAAAGAAUUCAGAGAAGCAAAUGACCCAAGAAUUUAUCUUGAGAAGCAGAAAACUCAGUAUUGGAACAUCUUCAAGAACUACUACAAAGGAGCGACAACAACAGCCAUACUGAGUGAAUUCAUCUGCAGCAAACUUGAGUCUUCUAUCCUACAAGCGGUUUACAACAAAACUGCUAUUGAUUUGGCAGCACAGAUGAGGUCUGACAUACAAGCAUUACGUGAGAACAGACCAAAUCUGGAGAAACACAUUCUGAAAUCCCUUGCAGAAAAGGAGGAUUUUGACCAGUACAUAAAAUACAUUCAUAAUCCUAGAGAACACUUCAAACAGUUCAUAAAAAAUGAAGUGGACAGAUACUUCACCAAACAAAACAAAAUGAUUCUAAACAUUUUCAAAGGAAAUCUGACACAAAAAGAGCAGAUUGUAAGUAAUGCGAUUAAAGCAGCUACAGUGCAGGUCAAGAGUCGGAGAGGAGACGGCAACAUGUGGUUCAGAUGCUUCACCACGACGCUAACAAAUGAGCUAAAACUCACUGAGAAUUCAUGUGGUGAUCUCAGCGAAAUUGACUUAGAUUUUCUUGAGAGUCUUUUAAAUGGCAGUCUGAAGAAAGGGAUGACAAAGCUACAGAACAGCUUUACAAGCAUUAAUGACAUGAAAAUGUGCAGGAAAAAACCAGAUGAGAUUUUGAUUGAGCACUUCUGUCAGUGCUGUUGGGUUCAGUGUCCUUUCUGUAAAGCCAUCUGCACCCACACGAUGGAAGGCCAUCCUGGAGAUCACAGCGUUCCUUUCCACCGCAUUAUUGGACUGAAUGGGUGGUUUUACAGAGGAACAACAAACUUGUCUAUUGAUAUCUGCACAACAGUAGUAGCAAGUGAUCGAUGUUUUUAUCCAAAUUCCUCAGACGACAAAGUCCCCUGGAAAGAAUACAGAAAAGGAGGUUCUUACUAUGCUAACUGGAGCAUCACCCCAGACCACUCUGAGCUGCCGUACUGGAAGUGGUUUGUGUGCAGAUUCCAGAAAGAUCUGGAAAAGUACUACAGUAAAACAUUCCAGGGACAUGGUCAGAUUCCAAUUGAAUGGAAAAAGUACACAAAAAAAGAUGCUCUGGAGAGUUUACAGUACAUGUAAUAGAAAGUACAAAAAAACAAAUACCAAAUGAAAUUAGAAACAAAUGCCAAAUCAAAUACUGUUUCACACUGAACUGAUAGAUGCAGUACACUAUGCUUUUGUAGGAGGUGUUUUUUUCUAAAAAAUAUAAUUAUGUUUUGUUAGUAACUCUGCUGUGCUUUUUAUUUCACCAUCAAAGUGGAGACAAACAUGGCUGUUAAAGCUAGUGGGAAAUGUUUAAUGAUUUACUGUGUCAAAAAUGUAUCCUCUUCUUAAAAAAAGAAAUUGAAGACUUUUAGAUCCAUGCUAGGAAAUUGGUCGAUGUGAUAAUGCAAUCUGGCCCUGGCUGGAAUUUGGAAGAUAAAUUAAACUGUGAUGGACAAUCCAAAUUGUAUUUACUGUUUUUGUUGUUUAUUUCAUUUUGGACAUCAUUUUGGAGAGUCAUGUUACUUGUAUCUUAAACCUGGACCACAUGUUUCACUUACCAGAGAUGAAAAUGCACCAUGAUUUCCUAAUUAAUCACUUUAAUCUUUAGAAAGCUUAUAUAGUACAUACAGAGCAAAAAUAAUAUGAUUUGUACUCAUGGUUAUCACAGACAUAUUGUAGUUCUACAUGUUUUAAAUUGUGUGAUUAUGUCAAUUCUGAAUAAACUGAGUGAAUAAAA